AUGGGUUGCAUGACUUCGAAACAAAAGGGCCAGCGGUCCUUGGUCAAGAAACCCACUGUUGUGGCCCAAAAUCCCCCAGCUACAGCCGAAACCACCAUAUCCAGUAGCGGUUCGACCGCGACCUACGUCGAGAAGCGGUCCUCCCAGCAGCCACCCGCCUACACCCCGGUCACUGCCGCCGGAAAAUCAACCAGCCCCGAGCCCUCCUCACCCGCUACUUUUCCAAACUCUCCCGUCCAGCCUGCCGACUGCUCGAGCCUCACGCAGAACGAAGAGGUGCUGCGGGCGCGGGUCGAGGAGCGCAGGAAGCGCCGCGAGGAGGAGCAGAAGCGCGCGGCGGCCGAGUCGCGCCGCAAGUACGCCGCCAGACAGGCGCAUAGGGACAAGGGAGGGUAUGGCUCCUCCGGCUCUAGUCGGGGCAGAGGCGGUGAUGAUGGCGGCGGUGGAGGAGGGCUCUUUUUUGGACCGAGCAUCGACUAUGGGGGCGGGAGCUCUUCUGGUUUCGGCGGGGGAGAUUCUGGUGGAUGCAGCGGUGGUGAUGGCGGCGGAGGAGGCGGCGGUGGUGGUGGAGAGUAG
Messenger RNA from Pyricularia pennisetigena, 576 nucleotides. RefSeq lists its product as uncharacterized. The record is from RefSeq and is a predicted model, not a curated record. The transcript has 2 exons. Bases 1 to 576 code for a protein of 191 amino acids. NCBI's taxonomy places the organism in Eukaryota, Fungi, Ascomycota, Sordariomycetes, Magnaporthales, Pyriculariaceae.